Molecule: messenger RNA, 1125 nt
Organism: Lampris incognitus (smalleye Pacific opah)
Lineage: Eukaryota; Metazoa; Chordata; Actinopteri; Lampriformes; Lampridae
Gene: trim54
Product: tripartite motif containing 54
Exons: 8
Coding region: 1-1125 (374 amino acids)
Molecular function (GO): zinc ion binding
Source: RefSeq, a predicted model, not a curated record
AUGAACUUUGCCCUCGGCUUCAAACCCGUGUCAGGUGAGGACUCGGGGCCCAGCGGCGGCGGCAGCAGUGCCACCAUGGACAGUCUGGAGAAGCAGCUCAUCUGCCCCAUUUGCCUGGAGAUGUUCUCCAAACCUGUGGUCAUCCUGCCCUGCCAACACAACCUGUGCCGCAAAUGUGCCAACAACAUCUUCCAGGCAGCCAACCCUCUCUGGCAGACCCGGGGCUCUUCCAGCGUGGCGUCUACGGGAGGUCGCUUCCGUUGUCCCUCAUGCCGCCAUGAAGUGGUGCUGGACCGUCACGGUGUCUACGGCCUGCAGAGAAACCUGUUAGUGGAGAACAUCAUAGACAUCUACAAACAACAGGAGUCCUCAAGGCCGGUGGGUGUGAAGGCGGAGCAACCGCAGCAGCAGAAGCUGAUGUGUGAGGAACACGAAGAGGAGAAGAUCAACAUCUAUUGCCUGUCCUGCCAGACGCCCACCUGCUCCAUGUGCAAAGUGUUCGGACAACACAAGGACUGCAACGUCGCGCCUAUAAGCAGCGUCUACAACAGACAGAAGACAGAGUUGAGUGACAGCAUCGCCAUCUUGGUCGCCAGUAACGACCACAUCCAGGCGCUCAUCUCUCAAAUGGAGGACAUCUGCUGCACUAUAGAGGAGAAAGGUCGGCGACACAGAGAGCAGCUCUCCAGCCAUUUCGACAGCCUAGUGGCCAUCUUGGAGGAGCGGAAAAGGGAGUUAGUGGGGAUCAUUACAAAACAACAGGAUGAUAAGCUCAAAUAUGUCCGUUCCCUCAUCCGCCGCCACAGUGACCACUUGGAGACUGCAGUCAAGCUAGUCGAGACUGCCAUACAGUCCAUGGAGGAGCCACAUAUGGCUUCAUUUUUGCAGAUUGCCAAGGUGAUACUGGAAAAAAUCACAGCCACAGCCAAAGCAUCCAAGAUGGAGCAUCCAGAACUGGGUUAUGAGAGCAUGAGCCACUUCACCAUCCACACCGAUGAUGUCACCACCAUGCUCAGAAACAUUGACUUCUGCUUAGGGGACGACCUGGAGGAGGAUCUGGAAGAGGGGGGAGAAGAGCCUGGGUCUUUGGCCAGGGCCGAAUCUGACUACCGCCCAAUGUACUAG